Aureobasidium vineae is the source of this 3681-nucleotide messenger RNA. Lineage: Eukaryota; Fungi; Ascomycota; Dothideomycetes; Dothideales; Saccotheciaceae. The record is from the annotation of a GenBank genome assembly.
AUGUCUCUGCCAUCUUCGAAGGGCUCCAAGGGCGCGACUCAGGCCGAAGUGGUUCUACAACCACAGCUCAAGAGCUGUCUCGUCAAUUUACCAUCGUCGCUGGUCUCGGUACUGGUCAACGCCAACACAGUAGCUCAAAAUGUAGUCGUCGAGCUCAGCUUUCGUCAGCCAGCACCGCCCUCUGACAAACCGAACCCCUCAUCAUCGCAACCACGCUCGAUAUACCUAGGAUGGACGGGCAUGCAGAGCCAGACCAGGUUGACCCCCAUAGUUUCGAGGAACGGCAUACAAGGGACAAGAGGAAGUGCUGCCAGACAAGAUCAAGACGUCGCUACUGUCGAGCUAGAUUCCACUCUGGCAAGAGUCUUGGGCAUAGCCAAUGGCCUAAAGGUUGCCGUCAACCUCCACAUCGAUCCUCCGCAAGCCCAUACCGUCAACAUUGAGCCGCUCACUCCGACCGACUGGGAUAUUAUUGAGCUGCAUGCCCGCUUCCUCGAGACCAACUUUCUGUCGCAAGUUCGUGCUCUGCCGAAUCCUGCCUUCUCCGGUGCCACGUCUCAACGCCAUCCUUUGACUCUGCACCUUACACCCACUUCUACCGCGAACAUCCUGGUCACAUCGCUCAGUCCUGCUCCACCAUCGACUCAAGCCUUUGUCAAAAUCUCGCCGGAUGCUGAAGUCAUUGUUGCGCCCAAGACUCGCCAGCCUCGAAGCUCCGAUCGCUCGAGUCGAAGUGUCGCCAGCACAAGCAGGAAGAGCGUCGGNGGAAGAAGCAAUGCCAGCACUGUACGACACCCGGCUACUCGUGAUGAGCUACCUACACGUCCGCCACUCUUCCUCAGAGGUGUCGAUCGUACCAUAGCUGCUGAAUACUUCGACGAAGAGGACCCUGACGAUGCCGACAAGGGACUUCGCAUCUGGCUAGACAGCGAUCACUUGCUGUCCAAAAGUCUGAAAGGCCUGACUUGGGUUUCGGUCUCGGUCGUCAGACCUGCAAGCUUGGAAGAGCCUGUCAAUCCACAAAAACAGGCCCUAGAUUCCGAAAAAGCGGCUUCCAAGAUAGUCGCACGACUGUGCCCCUGGAAUGAUGCUCCGGACAGCCAGCAUGCUGCUUUGUCUUCGUUGUUGUGCGCAGCCAUGGGUUCUGCAGGACUAGUUGGAGGCAUAGUCAGGAUCGAAGCUGCUCCUCCACAGCUACCCAAAACAACUUCGGCCAUGAAGAAAGAGUUCAAAGAGAAAGAGUCUGUGGUUAGAAACUUACGAGUCUUUCCUUUCGGCACUGCUCAGUCGAAUGUCCUCAAGUUUGGUGGUGAAUCUACUGCUGAGAAAGAGGCAGCCGUGAGAAAGUUGAAGGCUAUCUUUGGCGAUAGUCAAGAUGGGUCUGGUCUUCUCGAAGGUCCUUUGACAGAUGGAAUGCUUCUGCCAGCAGAGACUGAUAAGAGUAAGGAUCAUGCCUGGCCAGGUGGUAUUCUACGAUUCGACCCGUCGCCGAACAGCACAGAAGAGCAUCCCGCGAAGAAGCCUGCAGACUGGCUGGUGGGUGCUGAGCGCAAACUAACGAUAGAGGUCCAGCCGGAGAUUGCGAAGCCUUCGGACUUGACACGGGGAACCCCUGGUCAGGAUAUCCCAGAUUCACCACCAGAGAUGGUCGGCAUCGACACUCUGACGGCGGAGCUUCAGAGUCACCUUUCACACUCGUCAUCUAUAUUGCUGACGGGAGGGUUGGGUUCAGGAAAGACGUCUCUUGCACAUCUUCUUGCCAACAGACUCCGGAAAGAGCAUCUGUAUCACGUCACUUACUUUUCCUGUCGGACGCUGGUCACGGACGAGACACGUGUGUCUACCAUCAAAGAAACACUGCAAAGAAUCUUUGGUGCUGGAGCGUGGGGCGCCAGACUCGGCGGUCGCGCUUUAGUCGUACUAGACGAUAUUGACAAGCUAUGCCCCGCGGAGACAGAACUCCAAGUCGGCAACGACAAUGGCCGUAGCAGGCAGGUCAGUGAGCUUCUAUGUUCUAUCGCAAGACAGUAUUGCUCUCGAGAUACUGGCGUUGUAUUAUUGGCCACUGCGCAAGCGAAAGAGUCGGUCAACAAUGUUGUCAUCGGAGGACACGUUGUUCGUGAUAUCCUGACGCUGAAGGCACCAAACAAGGACGGCAGACGUAAGGUUCUCGAGCUUCUGGUACGCCAAAAAGACGUUGAGCAACCCAAACACUCAAGAUCACGUAGCGAUGGUGCCGCUUGGAUGGGUGGUUCAGAGGCAGGAGAUCAAGUGAAUGGUGCAAAGGGCUUUGAGGUAGAUCCUUCGAUUGACUUCCUGGAUGUUGCUGGACAGACUGAUGGCUAUAUGCCUGGAGAUCUCACGUCUCUUGUCUCGAGAGCACAGAACGAAGCCCUGAUUCGAAGUGUCUCCGAAGAUCCAGACAAUGCACGAGUCUCGUUGACUAGGGAGGACUUUACGUCCGCGCUCAAAGGGUUUACCCCAGCCUCUCUUCGCGGUGUCACUCUACAAACAUCUACUACGACUUGGUCAUCGAUUGGUGGUCUACAAGAGACCAGACAGACUCUGAUGGAAACUUUGCAGUACCCGACAACAUAUGCGCCCAUUUUUGCACAAUGUCCACUGCGUCUUCGGUCCGGUUUGUUGCUAUAUGGCUACCCAGGAUGCGGAAAGACAUUGCUUGCAUCUGCUGUAGCGGGAGAGUGCGGUCUCAACUUCAUCUCAGUCAAGGGACCUGAGAUUCUCAACAAGUACAUUGGUGCUUCUGAGAAGAGCGUUCGCGAUCUUUUCGACAGAGCAGAAGCUGCCCGCCCUUGCGUACUCUUCUUCGACGAGUUUGACAGUAUUGCACCAAAGAGAGGUCACGACAGCACAGGCGUUACUGAUCGUGUUGUCAACCAGCUGCUCACGCAGAUGGACGGUGCAGAAGGUCUUUCAGGUGUCUAUGUCCUCGCUGCUACCAGUCGACCUGACCUCAUCGAUCCUGCUCUUCUCCGUCCUGGUCGUUUGGACAAGAGUCUGCUGUGCGAUAUGCCCAAUAUCGACGAUCGUCUCGACAUCCUCCGCGCCGUGACCGGCAACCUUAAAAUCGAGCCCAGCAUUCUCGAUCCCUCCGACCAAGAUCAAAGUCUACAAGAGAUAGCUCGACAGACACAAGGAUACUCGGGUGCAGACUUGCAAGCAGUCAUGUACAAUGCGCAUUUGGAAGCCAUCCACGACGUCUUAGGCCCUACUGAAGAACUCGGCAACGGCAGCAACGACAAAUCCUCAUCUUCACGCUCAAAGUCCAAAUACAAAGACUUUGCCUACUUCCGCUACGGCGAUGAGCGUCUAGGAAAAGACCACUCUUCUAAUCCCACACCGCAAUCUCUGGCCGAGCGAGCCACCAUCGCCACAAAACUAGCCAACAUGGAAACAGCACGCAAGCGCUCUAAAGCCUCCGCUUCUUCCCAAGCAGACACGAAUACCAAUGGCGUCAAAGAAGAAACCGAGGGAACACAGGAGCCGGUGAUUUCAUGGAGACAUGUGGUCAAAAGUCUAGAGCAGACUCGUCCUUCCAUCUCCAAGGCUGAUCAGAGGAGACUGAGCACGAUAUACAGAGAGUUUGUCGUGGGCAGGAACGGUGAGAUGGCGGAUGGAGAGGCUGGUACGGAGAUUGGAGGACGCUCGACGCUGAUGUAG